AUGAGAUCAGAGUGGGAAGAAAGUCAAGGAGAUGGUGGCAAUAUCAGUUUGGGAGACUGGCCUGAGAAAACUAAGGAGCGACUGGAAGGAGCUGUCCUACUCAAAGAAGAAAGCAGCACCCUCCACCCGAAUGCUGGGACCUGUUUCAAGAGAAUUGCUGAGGUGACUCUCACCCACACUGUUCGUGUUUUUUGUUACAAUAAGAGAGAGAAACCCAUACUCUGCAUAUGGCUUUCUGGCACACCAAGAUGCUAUGAGCCCUUGGCUCCUCUUCCACCUUCUGCCUCAGCUGUGCCAGUCUGGCAGGACCGAACAAUUGCCUCUGCCAAGUUGCGGCUCCUUGAGUAUUCAGCAUUCAUGGAAGUACAGCGUGACCCUGAAACGAUCAGUGAUGGUGANCAUGAUGAAAGUUCACCAAGGACACUCUCUCCAACUCCAUCUGCAGAAGGUUAUCAGGAUAUGCGAGAACGAAUGAUGCACCGGUCAACCAGUCAGGGUUCCAUUGGUUCCCCUGUAUACAGUCGCCAUAGCUACACUCCCACCAUGUCCCGCUCGCCUCAGCAUUUCCACAGACCAGAUCAAGGGAUCAAUAUUUAUAGAAAACCACCCAUCUACAAACAGCAUGAUGCAGCUGCUCUGGCAGCCCAGAACAAGUCUUUCGAUGAUAUCAUCAAGUCCUCCAAGUUCCCAGCAGCCCAUGCUCCAGCACCCAACGAGAUUCCAAAGAUUGAGACAGAAUACUGGCCAGGUCCUCCCUCACUUGCGGCUGUAGUAGGUUUUGAUAUGAGACGCCGAUCCACUGGUAGAGAUGAAGACCUAGAAGAACUUCAGAGGCGCCGACAGCUGCAGGAGGAACAGUUAAUGAAGCUAAACUCAGGCCUGGGGCAAUUGAUACUAAAAGAAGAGAUGGAAAAGGAAAAGUCUUUACUUGCCAGCAGAUGUUACGAUUCUCCAGCUAAUUCAUUUUAACCCAGAUGGUCUCGUCACUGGAAUGCGAAUGGACAGAGGGGUGUCUAUGCCUAACAUGUUGGAACCAAAGAUAUUUCCUUAUGAAGUACUCAUGGUGACCAACAGAGGGCGAAAUAAAAUUCUAAGAGAAGUGGAUAGAACCAGGUUGGAGCGUCAUUUAGCACCUGAAGCUUUUCAAGAAAUAUUUGGCAUGACGAUACAGGAAUUUGAUAAGUUACCUCUCUGGAGACGCAACGAUAUGAAGAGGAAAGCCAAGCUCUUCUGAAUUCUUCUUUCUUGGGAGAGGGAAGAUAUCAUAUAAUAGGAUAAUAUAUUAUAAUCGAGUCCAAACUCUUUUUGGAGAGCAAACAAUCAUGAAGGUGGGGAGGAGAGAAGGGACAAUCUGAGAAAGGCACAUACUAAUGCCUUGAGAUUGUGCAAUGGCCUGUCAAGCUUGCCAUAGGGAGAGACAUGAAAGGUUCUUUGUUCAAAUCUCAGUCAUGGUUUUCACUCAUCAAGUUUUUAUAUGGCAUAUAUAUUCAGCUUUCUGCCUUCCUCAUUUUCCCUUGACUUUCAUUCAAAGGUUGGGGAUACUAAUUGAGAAAACCCAGGAAGUGCCCGUAGGAUGCCAGCUCACAAUUUUGUGGUCAUGGACUUUCCAAGCAAUGAAUGAAUAUAUUCUAUAGUUAAGGAAGGAGUCCUGUGUAAUAUCUUUAUCCUCUGGGCACAGCUAUUGCAGCUAAUUGGCCUUAUUGUCAAACGGCUUAUUCUUUCUGCAGGACCCAUCAAUAAAAUAGGCUGCUGAACAGAAGUAUUCUGCUGUGCUGCAUAUUGGCCAAUUUUUUGGAUAACAAGCUCCCAGCUUGCACUUGCACAUAUCUGGUAGUAAAUUGCCAUUUACUGUUUUGUUGUUGAAACUCUUUGUUCCUCCAUCUUUCCUUGCAUUAACGGGAUAUAAUUUUUGCUUUAAACCUCUUGGUUGAAAAUUAACAAGAAGAGCAAGUACAUAAACCCAAAAUUGGUUUCUUGGUUUAAUGAUGAAGGAGUUAUUUCAACUGUCAUGUUAAAUGUAAGCCAUAGUGUCAUGCAAUCUUAGGUUUAAUUUAGAUGUGACCUUUGCUGUGUGAAAAUCACUAUGACAUAGUGUGGUCACGCAUUGUUUGAUGUGCUUCAAAAUAAGCACUGCGUGGGCCAAUGUAUUGAUGUUGUUCCUUUUCAUGUUAAAAUAAACAAUAUUAAUCACGCUGGUCCAUGAAAAAUGGCCUGUACUGGGCCAAUAACUUAUUGUGAUCAACUGAAAGGCAUACAAUCAUGUUUAAACUCUGAAACUCUCUCCAGUUCUCCUUUCAUAAGUUGUAGGAUCUGAUACAUGAUCAUCUUUCAUAGGAUCUAGAAUAGGUGUCACCAUGCCGUCAUCCUUAUUGGGAAACUGAAGAUUGAAGAGUGUUUUGUGAGUAGAACGAAUGACAAGCAAGUCAAAAGAUUGGACAUUUUCAAAGUACUCUACAUAGCCUGUUCCAGGAUUGGAAUAGCAUUAUUCAAUCACUAGAACCACCCAAUUGCAAAGGUUACAUUUGAAUUUUUUUUAAAUGUCUAUCAGAAUAGUGAACUUGGAAAUUUUAUUAUAUUUUAACUAUUAUACGGAGUGACUUUGCUGCUACACAGUGAUCAUUCAAGCUAUUUUCUUGUAUGCACUGAUAAUAUUGCACAAUAUGUCAUGUUGAACAAAUGUUUAAUUUUAUUUUCUUCAUGUAAUCACUCAUUAUUCAUAUAAGAAGACUUGAAUUUUGUGUUAUACACAGUUUCAAAUAGAUUAUUUACUAUCAGUGCCUGGGGAAAAAAAACCUUGGGCAAUUUCUGAAUCAAAUGAUCCGCUCAACUACAUGCAGCCUUUUUUUUUAGAGGAUAUUGUGUGACCUGGCCUCUUGUCUACCUAAAUUGCUUUAUAGGUUGUGUAUCUUCCGUAAGGGACGCAUCAAAUUUUCUUCUGUAGAAUCAGAAGCCAUUUUUGGCUGACAAUAGGGUGCAGUGAUACAUUAAUUUUUUUACCUGAGUGAUAACUGCUACUAUAUAAAUUUUUACUUUUUCUCUUUUAAUGUGCAGUUUCUGCCAACAGUGUAAUCCUAUAUGUAUAUAUACAAUACUUUAUACUAAUUUAGAAGCAAAAAUUCACUAAAUUAAAUGAAGCUUGUCAUUUAGUAAGUCUGUCUAGCGUAGAUGAGGAACCUGUUGCUCUCCAGAUGUUGCAAGACCCCCAUCUCCCUGCUUUCCUUACCAUUAGUCCUGGGGGGAGGGGCAGAGGACACUUGGUAAUGUUAUUCAACAACAUCUAUAAGGCUACAGAUUACGUAUCUCUUCCCCUGUUUAGAUAGCAAUUGUUAUUGUAAGGUUUAUGCAGGAAGGACUUGUAGUAUUUUUUGCUCUUACACUUAAGAGCUAAGCAUAGGUGGUUUCCAGUGGCAUAUCUGAAUUUACAACAGGUGAUCAAGAUACUAAUGGCUAAUCUCUUUGGUCUUAGUUUAUUAUCCUCCUAAAUUAGGCUACUAGAUCUGGUCUGCAAAAAUCCAGAGGACCAUUAUGUGGAAACAGACAGAAGAAUUUUAUUUGCAGCCAUUUAAUGAUUUUUGCAGCCUGUGUAGAAAAUGAUAAAGAGGUUUUUCAGCAUAUCAGUACAGAUGUUUAGAAGAUUGUUUGGCAGAAUUCAUGUAAAAUGUUAACUUCAUCAAAUGCUGAUCAUUCUAUCACGUUGUAAUUAAGUGUGAAAGGAUGUUCACCAGGAGAGACCCAGAUCAAGAGUCUGUGCAGUUACCAGCUACCAAGAUUCUGUGAAUUAAGUGUAAACAAAGGAUUGGAUAUGAUUGGAUUUCACUGGGCUUGGGCCUAACAAUAGGAGUAGUAACGGCACAGACAUACUGGUGAUAUGUUACUCUUUGUGGGAAUGUAUCACCUGGCCAAGGAUACUUUUUCUCUUGCCUACUUCACAGGUUCCUGCAAACUGAUGUCCUCCAAUAUCCUAUACUGGAAUUAAUAUAUUCUAGAAAUUAAAAUCCGAAAUAGCUGUUAGGCAAUAGUGAGAGAAGGUUGCCCAAUAAUCACAAGAAUAAAUAUUCUACGACAGGGGUGAGGGGGCAAUCAUGACACAUGACAGUUUUCAUAUUUCUAAUUCUAUUAUAUCAGGCAAUAUUAUCAAUUAAAACAAAUUAUAGCAGGAGUCAGGAGGCUCAAGGAAACUUUAAAGUGACAAUGUGUAGUUGUGUUUGAAUUCUGUAAUUUUCUGUAAUUAUGUAUUCGACUGGUCUAUUAAACUAGCUGUAAUUUAGCCAAGAGGACAAUUUGACGAGUGAUUUACAAAGGAAUGUGCUGUUUAUCAGAGCAAUUGGGCCUUUGUCCCAAAAGCAAAUUCUGGACUGCAAGCCAAUCAGUUGAAAGAGGGCCAUCCGAGCUGCCUCUUUUCCUGGACAUAUUAUUGCUUCAACUGCACAUCGAUGGUUUCUGUGUGAUUAGGCAUCCUUUCUACUUUUUUGUCCUUUCCGACAAAUGAGCUCUGGACAGACAUUUGUAUCUGGUGCACAGAAAGGAUUAAAGCAGCGUAUCCUAAUUGCAGUUCAUUAAAUUAGCCAAAAUCCAGCCAUAUCUCUGCUUCCUCUUUUUUCAUUCAGGAUGUUUAUAUCUUGAAAAUUAGAAUAGUUGCUUCUCACCUCCUCAUGGAAUGAAAUCUUCAUUGCCUUUUAUUCUUCAAUUGCAUUUCCUUAAGCUGAGCAGUAAGAGGUGUAACCUACAGCAUGGUUACAGCAUGGCUGCUAUUUGAAAUCAUUCCAUGUAUGCGUCAUAUUGCCUGGGAAGCCAAGCAUUUAUUGGUUCCAAUCACAAAGUCCAGUGCAACGCCACUCAUUCUUCAUUAAUCAAUUUUGAUUUAACAAAACCUGAAUUCUAUAUUCUGUUUCCACACAUAUUACUUCAAGAGCAAUAACACAUUUUACCUUUUAGAACAGGGGUGUCAAACUUGCACAGUGGCGUCACGGGACAUAUCGGGGCUUUUCCCCUCUUUGCUACACCGGGUAUAAGUGGCCAGCGCAUGACGCAUCUGGCUCGCGGGCCACAAGUUUGACAGCCUUGUUUUAGAACUAAGAUAUUAUAGCUAACUUAACAUAUCAUUCCAAUGCUUUGCAAACUCUCUCACACCCUGAAAACAAAAUAGGGGGGAGGGGAUUACUAAAAAGAAUGCAGAUGAAUUCAUGAUUGGACAAUUAGUUCCUCUCUGACCAAUCCCUGUAAUAGUCUGUAAUUCCAGAAAAAUGGGCGAUCAGAAAUGAAAACUGAUGAUGAUCCUUAAAGAGUAACAAUUCCUAGCAUUGUUCAUCAGUAGUUGAGCUCUUCUUUUGCAAAAUGACAUUGCAAUUGGAUUUCUACAAUUUCAGGAUGAAAAUGAAUGUUAGUCUGUGUGUUCCACUAUUAUUUGCUAACAUAUGAGCAUGACAUACUUUUGUAAUAAAGCUUACAAUUAAGGAUAGGUCAGUUUGGUUUUUUUUAAAAUUUUUUUUAAAAAGCUUGACAAGUAGUCCUUGACUUACGACACAAUUAAGCCAAAAAAUUAUGUUGUUAUUAAGCGAGAUAUUUAUUAUGUGAGUGUUGCCAGGAAAUUGCAACCAUCAUAAAUAUGAGUCAGUUGCCAAGCAUCUAAAUUUUGAUCACAUGAUUAUGAGGUGGGGUCAUAAUUAUGGGGAUUAUGGGGUCAUAAAUGUGAAAAGCAAAAAAGUCACUUUUUUCAGUUGUAACUUCGAAUGGUCACUAAAUGAACUGUUGUAAGUCAAAGACUACCUGUAUUUAUUUUGUGGGGAAGUACAAUUUAUUUGGGAGACUACUUCCCAAUUAUAUUAAUUUUAUAAAAGAAGACUUAAAGAGGUCUUACUACAAAUAUAAAGGACCUAAAAUCAGCAAAAAUAUUUAAUGUGGUGCUAAAAAUUGAACUGAUUAGAAAAACUGAGCUUUUUCUCUCUAUUGUUUUACAAAUGUGCUAAUGACUUGAAGUGCUAUUGUAUAAAUAAUUCGAUUACCCAACUACCUACUUAUCACUAUCAUCAUCCCCCACCUUAUAUAUAUCCAAAACACAUUUUAGCCCAAAUUUUAAGAUUCUUUUUAAAAAAAACACUGAUUCAAUUGUAUUCGAAUGGGAAGAGUAGUACCAAAGCUGAGGUGAAGUAGAUGGACUUCACUGUAGUGAUGCACAAAUUCACCACCACUAUUUGAUAAGUUAUUGCACACAGCAAAAUCACAUCUCUUAAAAAUGCAAGUAAAUGUCAAAAGAUUAAUAAGCAACAUAUGGCUAUUGCAGAAUGAAUACUGUACUGUGGAAGCACAGCAGAAUGCAGAUUGUCAUCAUGGAGGACAUGUGAUGUGUAUUGUUCAAUUAUUUACCUUUGUAGUGCUGAGGGGGUUGGGAUUCAGAAACUAUAUGACAGAAAAUUAUCUCCAGAAGGAUAUUUUAUUGGUGCUUAUUUACAUUGUAUGAUGCCCAUUCUUCUGUUGUAUAUUUCUUCUGCAUUCUUAGUGCAAUCUACUAAAAAUGGAUAUUUUGGUUCUGAUCCUUUUUCAUGUUACAAUUCCACCUUCCCACUUCCAGGAAAACUGCAUCAGAAAUAUAGUAUGAAGAAAUGAAGCUAAAUUGCUUCUCAAAACAGAGCUGUUAAAAAUAAUUUAUUCCUUGGUUUGGAAAAACAGUGAUGGCUCUCUAAGAUUGUCAGAGCAAGCUUGAUUCCAAAUGUAUAAAGUCAAGAAACAUAAAAGGGGUCUUUAAAAUAUUUUUUUCAAUGUGCAGAAUGGUUUCUAAAAGAAAGAAUGAAUAUGUUUAGUUUCACACUCUUGGGUUAUUCAUCCAUGUGUAAAAAUACUGUAAUGACCCAACACAAGUAUGUUCUUUGUUUCCCAAAGGGUUCUAUGUAAAAUCACCAAAACAUAAAUUCUGCUGUAAGUUCCUAUAAAGUUAAUUUAUGGCAAAUGCCUCUUCAAGAAUAUAGAUUUUAAGGGUAUGGAUUUUACAUCCAAAUUUAAGGCUAUCAGAUUUGAGUUUCAAAAAUCUGGUAAACCAUAAGUUGGAAGGGCAAUGUAUUGAAAAAUAUUUGUAUUGUUAUAUCAUGAUUUUUGCAUGCCAAUCUGUAGCCCUACCAAAUUUGUUUCUUCAAGAAUGAGUGAUAAUUUGCACACAAUUUUUGCAUACCAGCUUCUGAGCCCAAAUCAAGCCCAAUUGAAUUAAAUGGUAAAGGUUGAAUAUUAGGCUAUUUCUCAGAGAAGACCUAGAGAAGAUUCUGCUUAUUCGGUUAUACUGUGUAUUGCUAACAGCAGUAUUUUCUAUAAAGUAGUUUAAAUUACUGACAAUCGUUAUAGUGAUGAAGCCAUAUUUCUGAUGUUUAGGAACAUGACUCUAAUUAAUAAUAUUUUGCUUAAAAUUUCAAGGUUUAAAUUUAUCCAUUUUUCCCAUGACCAGCUGAUGUUCAGAACUGAGAAAAAGCCUUUUUUCAGAAUAUCCCUUUUUCUCUGCCUCUCCUCCUUUUUCUUGUUGUUAUGGAAUAGCUCUUAUUAAGAGCCUUUGUUGAAAGAGAAAGCCACCAAUGCCUGUCCAUAGAGUUAACUCUGCUUGUCUGCAAAAUGGCCAUUGUUGCUAUUCAUGCUGUUUGCAAAUGUCACCUUAAUGCCACUAUAAUCUACAUUGCUGUUGUACUCAUAUCAAGUAGAUGAAUAAAGUUUUAAACUUUAUUCUUA
This is a messenger RNA of Thamnophis sirtalis, 7704 nucleotides long. NCBI's taxonomy places the organism in Eukaryota, Metazoa, Chordata, Lepidosauria, Squamata, Natricidae. The record is from RefSeq and is a predicted model, not a curated record.